CAUUUAUCACAUGAAUGACAGUAUUACUAGUCAAGGCAAUGAAAUACCUUCCCUGCUCAUUAUCCAGGAAGAGGACUGUCCUAGGCUUGAAGAGGACAGUGUUUCUUUGAAGAAUCUGCUCAGCUCUGGAAGAGCAGGUAUAGGCACAUCCAGGUCCAAGGAAGGGUCCCUGAAGGGACCCUCAUAUCAAGAUGCCCUUAUAGAGGGGGGACCAGGGUUUCUCUCUCAGUCAAUCCAGGUCAUCCCUGAGCCUGUUCCUACCCACCAGAGGACUGAGGGGAGCUCCACAUGUGGGGGACACCAAGGAAGAUGCCAUGAAGCCCACAACUCAUACAGAUGUGAAAAGUGUCCCAAGAUCUUUAGGUAUUUCUCUCAGCUAAAAGCCCAUCAGAGAAGACACGAUAACGAGAGGACAUUUACUUGUGCUGAGUGUAACAAAGGCUUCUUCCAAGCAUCAGACCUACACGUGCAUCAGAAGAUUCACGCAGAAGAGAAGCCUUUCACGUGCAGCACCUGUGAAAAAUCCUUCAGCCACAAAACCAACCUCCUGGCACAUGAGAGAAUCCACACAGGGGAGAAGCCCUAUGAAUGUUCCCUCUGCCAUAGAAGGUACCGCCAGUCGUCCACCUACCACCGCCACCUGAGGACUCACCAGAAAAGUGCCUUCAGAGGUGUUCCUUCCACACCAGAAGCUUCCUCGGGUGCAGCCCCAAUGGAAUGAUA
This is a messenger RNA of Leptonychotes weddellii (Weddell seal), 723 nucleotides long. NCBI's taxonomy places the organism in Eukaryota, Metazoa, Chordata, Mammalia, Carnivora, Phocidae. The record is from RefSeq and is a predicted model, not a curated record.